Molecule: messenger RNA, 3188 nt
Organism: Psylliodes chrysocephalus
Lineage: Eukaryota; Metazoa; Arthropoda; Insecta; Coleoptera; Chrysomelidae
Source: the annotation of a GenBank genome assembly
AUGGAUCAAUCAACUGAAGCAGAUGAACAUCCAAAUCCGAAUUCAAAUGCAAAUUCAAAUUCAAAUUCGAACUUGAAUUCUAAUUCGAAUAGGAAUCGUUACGAAUCCAGCACCAAAAAGUGUAUCAAAUUUUUAAAAGACUUUACCAAAUCGAAACAUGAGACUGAUGAUGAUAUGGAACAAUCCGAGAGCUUGAAGACUGAAAAAAAUACCGAAAAUAACGCGAAGAGUGAUAAUGACAGCAAGGCGACCGAUGGCAAUCAAGACAAGUUUAAAUGUAACAGCGACCCAAAAUUCGGCGGUCUUCCCCCCCAUUUGGUCCUACCGAUGUUACUGAUGAAACAGAACAUGAAAAACGCUAUGCUAGGAAAUCUUAAUAUCACCAGAGUGAAAUCAGAAUAUUCGGACGAACCAAAAGUGUUUUGUCCUGCCUGUGGACGUGGUUACAAACUAAAGAGCUCCCUCAGGAACCACAUGAAGUGGGAAUGUGGCAAGGAACCGCAAUUCAAGUGUCCACAUUGUUCCUAUAAAGCUAAGCAAAAGAUGCAUAUCACCAGACACAUCGAAAGGAUGCACAAAGUGAUUGAUUAUUCUUCCGUUAAGAGAGAGAACGCUGACACUGGUGAAACCAGCGUGUUACCUAAUGUAUCUAUAUCGCCUGUCAAAAUGGAUGAUAGCGUCGAUCCUAAUAUAUCAUCUUAAUAAAAUUAUGCUUGGUUUGGUAAUUUAUGCAAGUUGGUAAUUUUUAACAAAAAUAUAACUCGAGUAACAUUUAUAUAGAAUAGCUGACAGAAAUAAUGUUGGGUUGGAAAUGGGGUGUUAAUACACUACGACCUAAAAGAUCUGUUGUGCCCUCUUCUGUCGCUAAUGCAACAAGAAAAUGUCGUGAUGCCUAUAACGACUCUUCCAUACUUAUCAUCUUAAGGAAGAGUAGGAUUUGGAGUGGAUUUAAGUUGGGUAAAUCACUUCCUUCUAUUUGAUAUGCUCCUAAGUAUAGUGCUCUUAGAUUCUUGAGUGCUACACAUUCAGUCAGUAUGUGAAUGAAGGUUUGUUCUCCUCACAGAAUCUGCACUGUCUAUCUUCUACUACUCUUAGUUUAAUGAGUUGUUCUUUGACUCGGCAAUGCCCAAUGCGUAGCUUGUUUUUGCUCAAGCAGAUAAAGACUUCUAAUAUUUUCUGGUUUUGUUCACUCAGAAUUAUAUUAGUCUAUCUUAGCCCUAAGAAAUUGGUCCAAUUGUCGUUUCUUCUACUGCCUAAUUCUUGUUUAAUCUCGCAUAAUAUUGUGUUACUGCUGAUACCGCAGAACGGCUUAGAUCCCACAAAGAGUGUUUGAGACUCUUUCCUUGCGAGACUAUCUGCAAUCUCGUUCCCCUUUACCUUGUUAUUUUCCGGGACCCAAGUGAGAAAACCUGGUAAAAUAUUUUGCAAAAAUUCCAAAUAAUUUUUGACGGUUAGUCGAUUUGGAAAAAUAACUGAUUCAAUUUGCACAAAAAAAAAAACGCCCAAAAUUAUAACUCUAAUAACUUUAUAUAGCUCAUUACAAGGAUUAGGAUCGCUUAGCUCAUUCAGUGUUUGUCCUAGACAUCUCCAGACCAUUUUUGAGCUUGGCUUUCGGACAUAAUGAUAAUAUCUUAUCUACGAUAGUUUCUCUCUACGGCAAACUGGAUACACUUCUCAAUGGCGUGAAUUUUCGCCUGAAAGAUGCUUGAGUAUUUUCUCAAACUUUCAGAGUUCCCAUUUACUCCUAUUCCAGUUCCUUCUAUAGUUUUGGAACCAUCCAGUUACCACCGAAUAACAUGACUUUCGGGUGCAAAGACAAUGGAUUCUUGGCUCCAUUUUUUCUUGCAAUUCAGCUCUGUUAAAAACUGUACUUCUUAUUAUUUCUUCCUGGGGCAUAUCCCAAGUAUCUUCAGUCCUGAAGCUAGAAGACUUUCGUCUGAUUACUCCGUUCCUGAUCAUUCUAUAUCGUGUUCUUUUUUCCACGUUCUCUAUCAUUACAUGUAGAGGGGCGAGGUUUAAGAUCACCUCUAUUGCGGCCGUAUGACAGGUUCUCAUUUCACCGGUGAUACAAACACAAGCUACUCUUUGUUCUUUUAGGAUAUUAGCUCUCGUAGUAGCUAAACUAGUUCUGUUACUCCAGACAGAAACAAUAUUUUAAGAGGAAUACAAUUUGUAACCUCAAUACUUUUACGGUUCUUAAUAAUACCAGAACAGGUCCAAUUUUGUGUAAACAAUAUUGACUCUGUUCUAGAUUAAAUAUAGAGAAUUUGUAUCUUUAAUUUCUACCGCGACCAAUUCACAUCUGCUGUUGACAUUCUCUUUUUAUAGUAUAUUAUCUAGCUUUCUAACUGAGCACUGGUAUACAUAACGCAUAUAAUGGGGUCUAAAAACAAUCCUUGUGGUACACCGAUAUUUAUGUUUUUUUUUCUAUGUAUGAACAGAGUUAUUUACUUGAAUUGUUUCUAAAACAUAAUAUUGUCAAUUGACAUACACAGUUACAUUUAAACAAAAAAAAGUUAAGGGGUGAUUCAAAAAACUUAUCUUUCUGUAAUUUUGAAAAAAAUCGAAGUCUAUUAAAUGUUCAGAGAAAAACUGUCAAAAUAUAUAGGGUGCUUCAUUAAAAAUUAUUGUAUUUCGACAAAAACACGAAAAACUAAUAUCAGGUAAAAAAAUAACCAAUGACAGCAUUAACAAUAAAAAUGUUACUUGAGUUUCUUAUAUUGAAUUUUUCCCAAGACACAUUAUGUCCUUGCAUGAAACACUAGACCUAAAGCAAAUCCUAAAGCACGUGUUUAAGGACAUCACAAAUAAGAAUAUUUUCUAAACGUUUGAGUAGACAACGUAUUUCAAAUCGACAAAAAAACUAUAUUUUCGAGGAUACCUCGUAUAUUAUUAGACCUAAAAAUCUGCCUUAAGCUUCGGGUGUGGUUAUUAAAUAUUAGACAUAUUUUUGCCAAAUAUAUGAGAAGAAAUUUAAAACCUUUUGGAUGAUGGGUUUGGAUAAAUUUUAUCAUCAGCUCUUUUUCUUUUGCUUUUAUUGUACAGGGUGAUUUAACAACAUUUUUGAAAAUAAGUCGAUUGAAGAUAAUCGAUCUUUAUAAAGAAAAAUUUUAAUUACAUUUUUGUUACACCCUGUAAUAGUAAAAAAAUAUUCCUAUCAUGUUUGAUUGGAGAAAAAAUUAUUAUAA